AUGGAUCUGGAGCCUCUCCAUUAUGAAGCCUCCCAUCAUCCUUGUUACUCCACGCAGCAUAUUGUCAGGGUGGCUCACUGUCGGUCAGUGGCAGUUUGCCUGACAGCCUACAGUCCUCUGGGCAACGGGGAUCGACCCUGGGCCUCCGCCGAACCGUGUCUGCUGCAAGAUCCCCGACGAGGAGAAAUAGCUCAACGAUACCACAAGACACCUGCCCAGAUCAUACUCAGGUGGCACAUCCAGAGGGGCAUCGUGUGCAUCCCCAAAAGCGUGGCCCCUUCCAGGAUCCAGCAGAACCUGCAGCUUUUUGACUUUGCCCUGUUAGAGGAGGACAUGAAGCUGGUGGACGCCUUAAAUCGCAGCCAACGCUUCAUCGUCCCAACAGUCGAGAGGGACAACAAGAGACCUUGGCGAGAUGCUGAACACCCUCAUUUCCCCUACAAUGACCCUUACCGAGUGAACACAAAAUCAUCUUUUCCCUCCACUCAAUUCAGAGCAGAGCAUUUUUGUACAAAGGCAAUUCUAAUGAAGUUGGGACGUUGUGUUAACAAAAACAGAACCCUAUGAUUUGCAAAUUAUGGUCAACCUAAUUCCAAAUGAAUGCAUUACAAAGAGAAGAUAUUUAAUUCAAACUGAUAAAACGUGUUUUGAGCAAAUAAUCCUGA
Messenger RNA from Hippocampus zosterae (dwarf seahorse), 665 nucleotides. It is a transcript of the gene akr1a1a, whose product is annotated as aldo-keto reductase family 1, member A1a (aldehyde reductase). The transcript is spliced from 5 exons. The coding region runs from base 1 to 567 and encodes 188 amino acids. The record is from RefSeq and is a predicted model, not a curated record. Gene Ontology annotation, molecular function: oxidoreductase activity. Lineage: Eukaryota; Metazoa; Chordata; Actinopteri; Syngnathiformes; Syngnathidae.